Messenger RNA from Penicillium cataractarum, 1254 nucleotides. RefSeq names its product putative oxidoreductase. NCBI's taxonomy places the organism in Eukaryota, Fungi, Ascomycota, Eurotiomycetes, Eurotiales, Aspergillaceae. The record is from RefSeq and is a predicted model, not a curated record. Bases 1 to 1254 code for a protein of 417 amino acids. The transcript has 2 exons.
AUGCCCAUUCCCAUUAUUGCCCAGGGCAUUCAGGAGGGCAUUAGCUCAAUCCCAUAUGCCUGGACGGUGAUCAAGACAGCACCAUGGCUUCUCUUGAUCGCCGCGCUGAAGUAUUACUUUGGCGGAGCACGCAACACCUCCGAGCGGUUGAUGCACUCUAAGGUGGUGAUGGUGACAGGCGGUACGUCCGGCAUUGGAGCUUCCGUCGUUCAAGAACUAGCUACUCGCGGCGCCCAAGUCAUCCUCCUAACCAAGCAACCCCCCUCCGACCUCUUUCUCGUCGAGUACAUCGAAGAUCUGCGCCGUACAACGGGCAGUCAACUCAUCUACGCCGAACAAGUGGACCUCUCGUCUUUACACUCAAUCCGCACCUUCGCCACGAAAUGGAUCGACAACAAUCCUCCCCGACGCCUCGACGCCGUAGUCCUCUGCGGCGGCGUCGCCGUCCCAUCCAGCGCACGCAAGAACACCCUCGACGGCAUCGACGAGGAGUGGCAGAUUAACUACCUCGCCAACUUCCACCUCCUAAGCAUCCUCAGCCCCGCACUACGUGUGCAACCAGCCCACCGAGACGUCCGAGUCGUCUUCGCAACGUGCUCCAGCUACAUCGGGGCUAAAUUCGAUCUGGACAUUGUAAAGCGUGGAAAUGACGCUUCCGCUACAUCCGCAAAGAACAAAUCCAAGACACCUCCCGUAUCGAAAAAGGGUAUCUACGCCCUCAGCAAAUUCUCCCUCAUGACCUUCGCCCACUCCUUCCAGCGUCAUCUAAACGCCUACGCUCGACCAGACGGUCUACCCCCCUGCACCCGCGUCCUCGUCGUCGACCCCGGCCUCUCGCGCACCCCAGGGACACGUCGCUGGCUAACCGGCGGUUCCCUCUGGGGUCUGCUCCUGUACCUCCUCACCUGGCCACUGUGGUGCCUGAUUCUCAAAUCACCACAACAAGGUGCCCAGAGUAUCCUGUACGCCCUGAUGGAAGAGAGCUACUCACGCGGCGAGGGCGGCUGGAUGAUCAAGGAGUGUCGGGAGGUAGACUGCGCGCGACGAGAUGUCCGGGAUGAGGAUUUGGGUAAGCGGUUGUGGGAGUUUAGUGAGAAGCAGAUUGAGGAGGCGGAGAAGGAGAGUGCUGUGAGGCGGGCGCUUGAGAAGAAGGAGAAGGAGGCGGCGGAGGAGAAGAAGAAUCGGAAGGAGACUUCUUCUGGGAAGGAGAAGAGUGCUGGGUCGAGGAGGAGUCGGAAGGGGAAUAAGAAUUAG